CUCAGCAAAAUAAAUAUCAAUAAAAAAACACUUUUAUUUAUUAAAAUGUAUAUAUUACAUAUAUUCAUAUUGAUACAAGCGUUGACGUUUUGCAUUUACCUUUAUGAAUGAGCAGAAUAUUAAUCCUAGUUUUAUGAUUAUACGCUAUUUCUAUUAAAAUGGGGUUUUCUAAUCGCAAAUUGCAACAAUGUGUAUCACUAUAUAACAAAAAGAAUAGCUGUUUUGAGAACAAAAACCACCAUAAUUAUAUUAAUAUCAAGAUUUGAUGGCAUUAUUUAUUCGCUUUAAAGGAUAGUAAGUAAUUAAUAGGUAAACAAACAACUAUUCCCUCUUGAGAAGACUACAGCAUUCCCAAUUUUUCUACAGACCUGAUCAUUUUGUACAUUGCAGUGUUCUAAAAUUAGUAAAGUUUUAUGACAUUUUAUGGCGGGAAAUCCUGUCACUUUGUUCACACUAUCUACAGAAGACUUUAUCAUCAGUUUCAUAACCUGUUACGUUUUUAUGGGCUUGUUUAUCUAUGGACUUCAGGUCCAUAUAAGGAUCUGUCUGUGUAAACCUCGGUCCUAUAGGACAAUAACCAUCUUACCACCUCUCAUAAAAGCCUCUGCCACAGUUUGGAUUCAUUCAGACUUCCUGUCUCAGCUCAUUUUUGAGGUAUAACAUGGCAGAGCACGGCCCUGUACUCUGUGUUCAUCCUUCGAGCUGCUUGGUUGAUGAAAAAACAGAGGUAGAAGUAAAGCACUUGCCUGCUGAUUAUAGGGUCACUCUCCACGCACUGAUUCACUCUGAAGAUGGAGACGAUUGGGAAUCACUCGGCCGCUACACCAGCGACUCCUCAGGGACUGUUAAAGUUUCCAGAGACAAAAGUCUUGGCGGGACAUUUGAGGGAGUUGAAGGCAUGGGUCUGCUGUGGAGUAUGAGACCUGUUCCUGAAAGUAAACCAGGUCGCCGAUUUCGGAAGAUCAAUGUCCAGACACCCUUUAAAGUGACGUUUUCUGUGUAUGAAGGACACCUUGCUAGGGUCUUUAAGUAUCACACCCCCCUCACAUCAGCUACAGCUGAGCGCUGGUAUUUGGCCCCUGAGGUCCAGAGGGUCGAAGUGACAGAGGGGGGGAUAAAGGGGACACUCUUCAUUCCUCCAGGUCCUGGCCCCUUUCCUGCUGUGCUGGACCUGUGUGGAGGGCAGGGAGGUCGUGUUGAGCAUCGCUCCGCGCUCCUGGCGUCCCACGGCUAUGUCUCGCUGGCUCUGGAGUACAUCGGGAUCCUGACUGCUGAAGGAAAACUCCAUCACGUGGACAACACCUACUUUGAGACUGCGUUUAAAUUUCUACAAAAACACCCCAAAGUUCGUCCAGACAGAGUGGCAGUGAUGGGGAUGUCAUUCGGUGUGCCAGUAUCACUGGGUUUGACCACAUACUCACAAAUUUUAGAGCCCAGGUGUGUGAUUUGUGUGAGCGGGAGUCACAUCAUGCCACACAAAGGAUCUUUGGCGGAUGUCUAUGCAGCACUACAACAGAAUGUAGACAAAAUCCGUUAUGAUGAAAAGAUGAGAAUAAUUUGGCGGGAUCUUUUGCUGCCGGUACCAGACGACCCUUCCAAGAAAGUUAAGAUGGGUGAGAUCAAAUGUCCUAUUUUAUUAAUUGUUGGAGAGGACGAUCAAAACUGGCCGGCUUCAGAAUCUGCGGCGGAUAUGAAGGAGAUGAUGGAAAAGGCUGGGAACAGUCGCCUCCUAACGGUUCUCUCGUAUCCUGGAGCGGGUCACCUUAUUGAGCCGCCCUAUAGCCCUCACGUCCGAUUCAGUGACUUCAAGCUACUGGAGGCAAAGACCAAAGUGGUGGUGCUUUGGGGUGGAGAGACGGUUCCUCACAGUCGAGCUCAGGAGGAGUCCUGGCAGAAAACUCUGGCUUUUCUUGAGGAGCAUCUCUAUGACAACAGCAGAGAGGCUACACACUGCUGCUAACCAUUUAUACUGUAUCUACAACUGUGAGACUAAUCAUCUUCAGUGUGCCUUCAUACAGCAAUACUGAAGAGAUUAACAGUGUAAAUGAUCACUUUCAAAGCAUUACAUUAUUGCAAUUAAUUACGGAUUAAUUAAACUUAAAUAU
Molecule: messenger RNA, 2105 nt
Organism: Carassius auratus (goldfish)
Lineage: Eukaryota; Metazoa; Chordata; Actinopteri; Cypriniformes; Cyprinidae
Product: acyl-coenzyme A thioesterase 4-like
Exons: 10
Coding region: 662-1960 (432 amino acids)
Biological process (GO): acyl-CoA metabolic process; fatty acid metabolic process
Molecular function (GO): fatty acyl-CoA hydrolase activity
Source: RefSeq, a predicted model, not a curated record